Chelonoidis abingdonii (Abingdon island giant tortoise) is the source of this 2204-nucleotide messenger RNA. It is a transcript of the gene PMEL, whose product is annotated as premelanosome protein. NCBI's taxonomy places the organism in Eukaryota, Metazoa, Chordata, Testudines, Testudinidae. Gene Ontology annotation, biological process: melanosome organization. Gene Ontology annotation, cellular component: melanosome; plasma membrane. The record is from RefSeq and is a predicted model, not a curated record.
UUCACCUCUCUGUGUCGGUCGGUCGUAGGGGUCCAGGCGCGCGUGGGGCGGGUGCGAAGGACGGGCUGCGAGAUGUGGACGAGCUGGUACUUGGUGGCUGCCUGGGCCCUGCUGGCUGCGGCUGCAGCUCAACGCAGGGCUGGCAGCAGAGGCCAGGGGAGCAAUCGCCGGAACCGACAGCCCUUGGUCGAGGGGUCCUGGAACUCCCAGCUGUACCCCCACUGGCAGGAGGGCGACCCCCGGCAGCAGAACUGCUGGAGAGGGGGCACCGUGACCUUUGACAUCAGCAACGACGCCCCCACCAUGACGGGCGCCAGGGCCACCUUCGCCAUCGCCCUGCGCUUUCCCGGCACCCAGAUGGUGCUGCCCGAUGGCCGGGUCGUGUGGAGCCAGAACUGCACCGUGAACGGUACUCGGGUGAGACAGGGUGAUGCUGUCUUCCCAGAGGAGCUGGGCGAGGGCCCUGGUGGCAUUUUCCCCGACGGGCAGUCCUUCCCCCCCAGCACCCACGGCAAGCGCAGAAAAUUCGUCUACGUCUGGCAGACCUGGGGGCAGUACUGGCAGGUGGUAGAUGGCCCCUCCUCGCUGCUGACGGUGGAGACGGCCGGCGUGCCCCUGGGCUCCUAUGCCAUGGAUGUGCAGGUGUAUCACUCCCGCGGGCACCAGAAGUUCAUCCCCAUGGGCCGGGCCACGUCCCAGUUCAGCAUCACGGACCAGGUGCCCUUCACCGUGGACAUGGCCCAGGUGCUAGACGUGGACCGGGGCGACCGGCGCUUCGUGCGGAACCGGGCGGUGGCCUUCAGCGUCCGGCUGCACGACCCCAGCCACUACCUGCAGGCCGCUGAUGUCUCCUACUCCUGGGACUUCGGGGACCAGAGUGGGACCCUCAUCUCCCGCGCCAGCACCGUCACCCACACCUACCUGGAGGCCGGUCCCGUCCGGCCCCGUGUGGUGCUCCAGGCUGCCAUCCCCGUGGCCUGCGGCAGCACCUCGCCGGCGCCGGCCGUGGACCCCACCACAGCCCCCCCGGUGCAGCCCACCUCUGCCUUGGCUCCAGCCAGCCUGGCACCCAGCGGGGGCCCCACGCAGACCCCGGCGCUGAGCAUGGUGCCUAUCACCACGGCCGAGCCAGCGACGCCCAUGGCAGGCCCGGCCUCCGUCCCUGCCAGCCCCGCGGAGCCUGGCACAGGCGCCACCCUCCCCAGUACUGCGACCCCGGCAGCCGCCAGUACCACAGCUCCCACCCCUGCCUUGGAAACCGGUACCAUGCCCACCGUGGCACCUGAGUCCGUGGUCACCAUCGUCGCCGCCGGCUCAGACCUGGCGGUGGCUUCUGUGGAUCUGCCGCUCCCUGCCUCUGUCUCUGCCGCCGGGGACCUGCCAGGCACCUCGCCACCAGCAUCUGCGUCCUCCGUGGCCAACGCGCCGGGCAUCUCGCCACCUACGUUUGCAUCCUCCGUGGCCAACCCUCUAGCCAGCGUGUCAGGAACCGUGGCCAACACUAGCUUGGAAGUGGCAGAUGUGGAUCCUGCCGCCCCCGAGACUCUGGUGCUGGCCAAGCGGCAGGCACCCGCCAGCUGCCUCCUGUACCGAUACGGCACCUUCUCGACGGAGCUGGAGAUCGUCCAGGGGAUCGAGAGCGUGGAGAUCAUCCAGGUGGUGCCACUGGCCCCAGCGGCAGGCGAGAACACCGUGGAGCUCACCGUGACCUGCCAGGGGAGCCUGCCGGACGAGGUCUGCACCACCGUCUUGGACCCCAUGUGCCUCACCCCCCAGCAGAGCGUCUGCAGCCCCGUGCCGCCAGCACCCGCCUGCCAGCUCCUGCUGCGCCAGGCCUUCAACCAGAGCGGCGUCUACUGCCUCAACGUCUCGCUGGCCAACCCCGCCAGCCUGGCCGUCGCCAGCACCCAAGUCAGCAUCCAAGGUGCCGAUCCCGCCGCACCCAGGAUCACACUCAUCGUGGGGCUCAUACUGGUGGCCAUGGCUCUUGGCGCCGCGUCCUACGCCUACUGGCGUGUGAAGUACAGACCCCUGCCUGCCGGCCCCACCCGCAGCCCCCUGCCCCGGGCCUGGCUGCCCGACCGUGCCACCCUGCGUCUCCUCCUGCGCCAGGCGUGGGGCACCGCGCCCACCGGUGAGAGCAGCCCCCUGCUGAGCGGCAACGUGGUGUAGAGACAGUGACACCCCCUAAAGGACCCGGCCCC